Owenia fusiformis is the source of this 1215-nucleotide messenger RNA. NCBI's taxonomy places the organism in Eukaryota, Metazoa, Annelida, Polychaeta, Sabellida, Oweniidae. The record is from the annotation of a GenBank genome assembly.
CUAAAAUGGAGGGCACCGGGAAAGUUUUUUCAAAUGAAAAUGAUGUCAAUUUUGUCAAUAACAACGAACCAAACGAUAUACAGUGGAAACCAAUAUCAUUAACAUAUGUAGAGUAUCCAUCUGGUGACUUAUUAGGGAAAGCCUUGGCUUGGUGUAGCUUGAUUCCAAUAUUCCUUCUUGUUAGUUUUGCAACAUUGAUCAUCUUUAGGAGAGAUCUACAUACAAUCUGCUACUUGGCUGGAAUAGUGUCUAAUGAAGGAGUUAACUGGCUGUUAAAGCAUACAAUAAAAGAAGCAAGGCCAUCAAAAGACAAAAGAAUCUUAUAUACAGAAUAUGGAAUGCCUUCUAGUCACUCACAGUUCAUGUGGUUCUUUACAUCAUAUUUAAUACUUUUUGUUUUAGUAAGAAUAUACAAAAAUAGCAGUUUAUUUGAUGAGCUGUGGAAAUAUGCAGUGAGCGCAUUAGCUUUAGUAGCAUCAACUGCUGUCUGUUACAGCAGGGUAUAUUUAGGGUACCAUACAAUACGUCAGGUGCUGUGGGGAGGUGUAACAGGGUCCACUCUAGGUAUAUUCUGGUUCAUCAUGGUACAGUUUGUCUUCACACCUCUCUUCCCUACCAUUGCAGCAUGGCCAAUCUCAGAGCACCUUAUGUUACGCGACUCAACACUCAUUCCAAAUGUGAUGUGGUUUGAAUACACAUCUUCACGAGUAGAGGCAAAGAGGCGAUUGAGAAAGUCCAAGUCAAACUAACAAUUGAAGACCAAACAAGGAUAUCAGGAAUUACAAGAAUUGUAUUUAUCUGUGAUCAACAUAAAAAGAGGUGUCCAUGUGAAAUUGGAUAAUUUUGUAUUGCUUAUGUUUUGGAGGCUUAAGUUGUAUAGACCUUAAUUUUGGUACCUUAUAAGCCCCUUUCCAUGCUGAAACUAAGGACAUCACAUUCAAUUAGAUGAUUAAGUGGUCUGAUGGUUUAUGAUAAAGAUUAUGGACACAGUAAAAAUGUUUGUAUUGAAUCUUGAAAACACAGUACUGUAUUGUGCAUUAUGUAUAGUAUGUACUGUACAUUAUGCAUGAUAAAUCUUAGUAGGUCUAUUUUGUGACUUAUUUACUCUGAGUUUUCAUUGCAUACAUUAUCUGAAAAUCUAGAGGAUUUCAGAAUUAUUAGUGGCAGGACUUUUAGCUAUUUGCAGUGACAAAUACUAAAUAGAUAAGAUAUGUU